AUGGCCAAUUGCGAGCUGCUGGGCGAUUUUGGAGGCAUCCAGCUCUUCAGCGAUGGCAGAAUCGUCAGGCCCCAGUGGCCCGAUCCCGAUUGCCCUGCCGAUCCGAGCUUCGAGAAGGGCGAAUUUGGAUGCAAGGACGUGAUCCUGGACGAAGGAACGGGAAUGUGGGCUCGAAUCUUCGCUCCCAAAUCGGCUACAGUGAUCGACGAUGCUAGCUUCACCGGUAAGCGCGCGCUACUCGUCUACUUCCAUGCCGGUGGAUUCGCUUCCACCUCUCCUGCUUCGAUGCGAUCCCACAGUAUUUGCAGUGGUAUCUCCCGGAAGAUGGGGAUGAUCGUCGUCUCCGUCGCCUACAGGCUAGCGCCGGAGCACCGCCUCCCCGUGGCAUUCGACGAUUCUUUCGCGUCUCUUCAGUGGCUUCAGUCCCAGGCCCAGCAAUCGCCCAUGGAUCGCGACCCGUGGCUCAAGAACGCGGACUUCUCCCGGAUCUUCCUCAUGGGCAACAGCUCCGGAGGGACAAUCGUCCACUACAUGGCUGCCCGGUCGAUCCACAGGGACCUCUCGCCGCUGGGGAUCAAAGGUCUGGUUUCAGUGGCUCCAUUCUUUGGCGGCGAGGAGAGAUCCAAGUCCGAGAUCCAGUCGCUGGUCCAGCCCGACCUUCUCACACUCGCCCAUUGCGAUACUCUCUGGCGAUUUUGUCUCCCCGAGGGUGCCAACCGCGACCAUGGUUACUGCAGAGUUCCGAGGGCCGAGGAGAUCGCCAAGAUCGAUCCAAUGCCGCCAUUGCUGGUGGUGGUGGGAGCUGGAGACGUGCUCUACAGCCGCGUAGUGGAGUACUACGAAGAGCUCCGGAAAGCUGGGAAGGAUGCAAAGCUUGUAGAAUAUCCAGAUCGAGGCCAUUUCGUGCUGUUUCCAGAGGUCGAGGGAGAAAUGGAGUACUCGUACGGAGAGAUGAUCCAGUUCAUGAACAAGUGCUCCAGCCUUUGACUUAAUUAAUCUAUAGUUUCUCCCAAUAAUCAGGUUUAAACUCUUAUUUUUGGUAGGGUUGCCUUAUUUAGUAUUAUUUAUUAAUCCAUUUGAUCAAUAAUU
Messenger RNA from Selaginella moellendorffii, 1089 nucleotides. RefSeq names its product probable carboxylesterase 8. The record is from RefSeq and is a predicted model, not a curated record. NCBI's taxonomy places the organism in Eukaryota, Viridiplantae, Streptophyta, Lycopodiopsida, Selaginellales, Selaginellaceae. Bases 1 to 987 code for a protein of 328 amino acids. The transcript has a single exon. Gene Ontology annotation, molecular function: hydrolase activity.